Molecule: messenger RNA, 366 nt
Organism: Symbiodinium pilosum
Lineage: Eukaryota; Dinophyceae; Suessiales; Symbiodiniaceae
Source: the annotation of a GenBank genome assembly
AUGGAGGGCGUCGAGAAGAGCCCCCUCUUCACGGUCGAGCUCUUGUCCAAGUUCUUGGGUGCAGACUGCUGGAUCACGGAGGUGUCGACAGCGAUACAGCACAAUGGGAUCCACGUCACCCAGAAGCUCCAGCUCCCCUCCAUGGACACGCGCCUGGUGGCUGUCAAGUUCUUCUUGGCCGGGCGCUCGCCCCGUCGCUGGUUGGGUUUUGGGCGAGAGGAGGGCCUAUGGACAGGUUCCCAUCCGCCAGGAGGAGCGCUGCUGGAGCCUGGUCUGCUUGAAUCAUCCUUUAAGUGGGUGGCCGGCUUUCUUCGUGAUUGUCCACUCCUUCGGCUUGAUCUCCGCCGUGUAGAGCUACCGCCGUAG